ACCAUGUGGAUUGCUCUGAAGGCCAUUCACCAAUCUGAUGAGGAAGGUCCUGGGGAGUGGUCUACGCUGGAGGCAGAAUUUGUAAUGAAACAUGAUGAAAUCUGUGGAACCAAAAACCCGACUCCUCAUAGAAUUUUGCUGGACACAAGAUUUGAAUUACCUUUUGAUAUCCCUGAGGAAGAGGCCAGAUACUGGACCAGAAAACUAAAACAAAUAAAUUCACUGGGAGAUGAGUUUGGACCAGCAGUAAUUGCCCAAGAAGCGGCGAAGCCAGCAGUAACUAGGGGAAAGGGAUACCAGCACUCACCCACUAUAGCACAUCACGCUCUAGCUCAUGAGCUGGAGCGAAUCACCCCAGAUGGGGAUGCAAAAGUGUAUCAAUACAUUGAUGAUGUAUUGAUCAGGGGUGCUGAUAUCGCUGAGGUAUUCAACGAGAAGACGAAGUUGCAACAGGACUGA
This is a messenger RNA of Gymnogyps californianus (California condor), 459 nucleotides long. Its product is annotated as protein unc-13 homolog B-like. Gene Ontology annotation, molecular function: syntaxin-1 binding; calmodulin binding; diacylglycerol binding. The transcript is spliced from 6 exons. Gene Ontology annotation, biological process: neuromuscular junction development; synaptic vesicle maturation; synaptic vesicle priming. Bases 4 to 459 code for a protein of 151 amino acids. Lineage: Eukaryota; Metazoa; Chordata; Aves; Accipitriformes; Cathartidae. The record is from RefSeq and is a predicted model, not a curated record. Gene Ontology annotation, cellular component: plasma membrane; synaptic vesicle membrane; neuromuscular junction.